UUUUUCCGUCCUCUGACAUCGCUUCCAAUCCCCUUUCAUAGCAAUGAUUCUGCAGCAACAACUACAACAACAUCCCCUCUCUUCUUCAUCCUUCUCCCUUCUUCUCUCUCACACGCACACCCUCUUCCCACCACACAAUUGCCCUCUUUCUUCGCGUUUCCCAAUUCUUCUUUCCUAAUCAGACCCUGCUGCAGAAAGUUGCGCCUCUCUAAUCCCCGUAGAGUGGUCCUCACUCUCAUCCUCAGCAACUUUCCUCCCCAAUUCAUUCAUUCCCUGCUUUUGUAUUUUUUGCUUCUCCUUUUUGGCCCUUUGUAUCGGCAAAAUGCAAGAAGCUGGAUUGGGAAUUAUGGGUGGGGGUUUGAGAGGAGAAUUGUCCCCGUCCGGUGAGCUCCUCCGGCAGCUGAAGGUGGAGAUAGCGGCGCAUCCUCUAUGUGAGCAGCUUGUGGCCGCCCAUGUGGGCUGCCUCCGUGUCGCCACUCCGAUCGAUCAGCUUCCGCUCAUCGACGCUCAGUUAUCGCAGUCUCGUCAGCUUCUUCGGUCUUAUGCCUCGCUUCACAGUCAUUCCCUUUCACCUCAAGAUCGCCAAGAACUCGAUAACUUCCUGGCACAGUAUUUGGUAGUGCUGUGUAGCUUUAAAGAACAGCUUCAGCAGCAUGUCAGAAUUCAUGCGGUGGAGGCUGUUAUGGCCUGUCGUGAUAUUGAAAAUACCUUACAAGCUCUCACAGGAGUGACUUUGGGAGAAGGAAGUGGGGCAACAAUGUCAGACGAUGAAGACGAAAUGGCGGUGGAUUUCUCAAUGGAUCAGUCUGGCGUUGAAGGGCAUGACAUGAUGGGUUUUGGUCCAUUACUUCCUACAGAAUCCGAAAGGUCCCUAAUGGAAAGAGUUCGUCAGGAACUAAAGAUAGAGCUGAAGCAGGGAUUUAAGUCGAGAAUCGAAGAUGUGAGAGAGGAAAUCCUAAGGAAAAGAAGAGCUGGGAAAUUACCAGGUGACACUACUACAGUGUUGAAGAAUUGGUGGCAACAACAUGCUAAGUGGCCCUACCCAACUGAAGAUGACAAGGCAAAACUUGUGGAGGAGACAGGGUUGCAUCUGAAGCAGAUUAAUAACUGGUUCAUCAACCAAAGAAAACGAAACUGGCACAACAACUCGCAGUCUGUCACCUCUUUGAAGUCCAAGCGCAAGAGGCAUGUAUUUUAAGUUUCAGCAGUCUUUGGAGCCGAGGAAUGAGAGGGAUGAGGAUGCUUUUUCAGUUUGGUAUUAUUGGAUGAAAGAAAGCAAUGAUUAAGAUGAAGGUGAUGAUCAAUCACCUUUCCGGAGCACUUGACAAUGAAUGCGCCAUUUUAUUAUAAUAUGAAUAAUUCAGAAAGUAGGUAAUGUCCUUUUUAUAAAAUAUGAAUAAUUGGAUUAUGUAAGAAAAUAAUUAAAAUUAGUCAAAUACAAUAAAUACAUGAUAAGUGUAA
Neltuma alba is the source of this 1461-nucleotide messenger RNA. Its product is annotated as homeobox protein HD1. Gene Ontology annotation, molecular function: DNA binding. Bases 323 to 1198 code for a protein of 291 amino acids. Gene Ontology annotation, cellular component: nucleus. The transcript is spliced from 6 exons. NCBI's taxonomy places the organism in Eukaryota, Viridiplantae, Streptophyta, Magnoliopsida, Fabales, Fabaceae. The record is from RefSeq and is a predicted model, not a curated record. Gene Ontology annotation, biological process: regulation of DNA-templated transcription.